This is a messenger RNA of Colletotrichum higginsianum IMI 349063, 786 nucleotides long. Its product is annotated as translin. Bases 1 to 786 code for a protein of 261 amino acids. NCBI's taxonomy places the organism in Eukaryota, Fungi, Ascomycota, Sordariomycetes, Glomerellales, Glomerellaceae. Gene Ontology annotation, molecular function: sequence-specific DNA binding; single-stranded DNA binding; RNA binding. Gene Ontology annotation, biological process: RNA metabolic process. Gene Ontology annotation, cellular component: nucleus; cytoplasm. The record is from RefSeq and is a predicted model, not a curated record. The transcript is spliced from 4 exons.
AUGGAUAACGACACCAACAUGGGCGAGGUUCCCGCCUCCCGCCUCCUGGACCCCCAGAUCUUUGAGCACCUCAAGGAUAAGAUCGACGAGGAUCAGCAGGUUCGCGACCAGAUGAGCCAGACGGUCCAGAAGCUCGACAGGGCCAUCUCAUAUGUCCAGGGCCUGCUGUCCCGCAUCCACGCCACCCCGCGUGAGCAAUACCCCUCCCUGCUUUCAGACGUGCAGGCGGGCAUCCAGAAGGAGAUCGAAGUCAUUGGGGAGCUCGAGGAAAUCGCCUCCAAGCACCCCUACUACAAGUACAACCAGAAAUGGAACCGCCAGGUCCAGAACGCCAUCUUCACCGUCCUUCUCUGUGGCUGGUUGGGCGGCCUCACUUCCGACGGCAAGCCCGGUCCCAUCGCCCGUCUUCUGACCCUCGAGGAGGUCGGCAGCAUCUUCAAGGUCCCUGUUAACCUCAAGGACCGCGACGCCUUCCACCUCACCAUUGAGGAAUACCUUCUUGCCCUGACGGACCUGACACAGGAGCUCUCCCGCCUGGCCACCAACGCCGUGACCCUCAGCGACUUUGCCAUGCCCGUCGAGAUCAGCAGCUUCGUCAAGGACCUGUUCGCCGGCUUUCAGCUGCUCAACCUCAAGAACGACAUCCUCCGGAAGCGCGUCGACGCGGUCAAGUACGAUGUCAAGCGCGUGGAGGACGUCGUCUACGACCUCACCCUCCGCAACCUGAUCCCGCAAAAGAAGAAGGAGGUCGCUGUCGCCGAGUCGUCUUCGGCCCAGAAGGCAUAG